This is a messenger RNA of Symbiodinium sp. CCMP2456, 606 nucleotides long. The record is from the annotation of a GenBank genome assembly. Lineage: Eukaryota; Dinophyceae; Suessiales; Symbiodiniaceae.
GAAGAUGCAGCAAACAACUUUGCUCGUGGACAUUAUACGAUCGGGAAAGAGAUCGUUGACUUGGUUCUUGAUCGAAUCCGAAAGCUUGCGGACAAUUGCACCGGUCUUCAAGGAUUCUGCGUCUACAAUGCUUGCGGAGGAGGCACAGGAUCCGGCUUGGGUUGCCUCAUGCUCGAACGUCUCUCGGUGGACUAUGGGAAGAAGAGCAAGAUCUCCUUCACCGUCUGGUGUUGCCCGCAAGUCGCCACGGCUGUUGUAGAGCCCUAUAACACUGUCCUGUGCGUGCACUCACUACUCGAGCACACAGAUGUCACCAUUAUGUACGACAACGAGGCGUUGUACGAUAUUUGCCGCAGGAACUUGGACAUUGAACGCCCCACGUACACCAACCUCAACCGCCUCAUUGCCCAGAUCAUUUCCAGUCUGACGGCAUCUUUGCGGUUUGAUGGAGCUUUGAACGUGGACAUCACUGAGUUCCAGACCAAUCUGGUGCCGUACCCCCGCAUCCACUUCAUGCUGACUUCGUAUGCGCCGGUCAUCUCUGCGGAGAAGGCCUACCACGAGCAGCUGUCGGUGGCUGAGAUCACCAUGUCUGUCUUCGAGCCG